This is a messenger RNA of Oryza brachyantha (malo sina), 1786 nucleotides long. Its product is annotated as delta-aminolevulinic acid dehydratase, chloroplastic. The record is from RefSeq and is a predicted model, not a curated record. NCBI's taxonomy places the organism in Eukaryota, Viridiplantae, Streptophyta, Magnoliopsida, Poales, Poaceae. The transcript is spliced from 12 exons. The coding region runs from base 255 to 1535 and encodes 426 amino acids. Gene Ontology annotation, molecular function: porphobilinogen synthase activity; zinc ion binding. Gene Ontology annotation, cellular component: cytosol. Gene Ontology annotation, biological process: heme biosynthetic process.
GCCGCCACCUCUUCUUCUUCUUCUUCUUCUUCUUCUUCUCCAAGAUUUUGCAAGAACCCGUCGAGCUCAAUCCAAUCUCCUCCAGUCAAUUCCGAAUUUAAGAAUUUUCGCAACCAGACUCGCCAGUUCAAUCUGAGUUCGAGAAGAUCAGAUUUUGCUCCGAUUGCAGCGUGGUUGAAGCUAAGAUUGUUCCCGGUAGUUGACCAUGUCUGCAAAAAAUUCGUUUGUGUUGGUGUUGGCACUGCAGCUAGGCCAUGGCGUCCACCGUCUCCUUCUCCCCGGCCAACGUCAGGGUGCUCCAGGGUAGGAGCUGCCACGGCCAUGCGGCGUUCGGGAGCUGCUCCCCCGUCCCAAGAACCGGGUCAAGGACUCGUUCCACGGCGGUUAGGGUCAGCAGCGAGCAGGAGGCCGCGGCGGCCGUCAGGGCGCCGUCGGGGAGGAGCAUCGAGGAGUGCGAGGCCGACGCCGUCGCCGGGAGAUUCCCCGCGCCGCCGCCGUUGGUUAGACCCAAGGCACCCGAAGGAACACCUCAGAUCAGGCCUCUUAACUUGACGAAGCGCCCUCGUCGCAACCGCAGGUCGCCUGCUCUUCGAUCUGCAUUCCAGGAGACCACCAUCUCACCAGCAAAUUUCGUGCUCCCGCUGUUCAUCCAUGAAGGGGAAGAGGAUACUCCGAUUGGAGCUAUGCCUGGGUGCUAUAGGCUUGGUUGGAGACAUGGGCUUCUUGAUGAGGUAUACAAGGCACGCGAUGUUGGUGUUAACAGUUUUGUGCUGUUUCCAAAAGUUCCUGAUGCAUUGAAGUCUCAAUCUGGAGAGGAGGCAUACAAUGAUAAUGGUUUGGUUCCACGAACUAUCCGCCUUCUCAAGGAUAAAUUCCCAGACAUUGUUGUCUACACGGAUGUAGCUCUAGAUCCUUAUUCAUCUGAUGGUCAUGAUGGCAUCGUCAGGGAAGAUGGAGUAAUUAUGAACGAUGAAACAGUUUAUCAGUUGUGCAAGCAGGCCGUUUCACAGGCGCGUGCUGGUGCUGAUGUAGUUAGCCCUAGUGACAUGAUGGAUGGCCGUGUUGGAGCAAUUCGUGCUGCUUUGGAUGCGGAGGGUUUCCAUGAUGUUUCCAUUAUGUCAUAUACUGCAAAGUAUGCCAGUUCGUUUUAUGGUCCAUUCCGAGAAGCUUUGGAUUCAAAUCCAAGAUUUGGGGACAAGAAGACCUAUCAGAUGAACCCAGCUAACUACAGAGAAGCACUUCUAGAAACUGCAGCAGAUGAGGCAGAAGGAGCUGAUAUUCUUCUGGUAAAACCUGGAUUGCCAUACUUGGAUGUCAUCCGUCUUCUUAGGGAUAAUUCAGCGUUGCCAAUUGCUGCAUACCAGGUCUCUGGAGAAUACUCCAUGAUCAAAGCCGGAGGAGCACUGAACAUGAUCGACGAGGAGAAGGUGAUGAUGGAGUCGCUCAUGUGCCUGAGGCGAGCUGGCGCUGACAUCAUCCUGACCUACUUCGCGCGUCAGGCCGCCACCGUCCUGUGCGGCAUGCGAUCCAACUGAAGCUACUCCAGUAGGUCAACUCUGAAAAAGCUGAGCUCCCAAACCCCAGCCCAGCUUUCCCCAUCUCUGAAGCCAUUUCAUUUCAUGUCCCCCAAUGGCAUCAUCAUCAUGUGAGGCUAAUUUUGCAUUCGAGAGAGAGCAUUUGUGUAGUCAGUCAGUCACUUAGUGCUAGCUUGCAAAUAUCGUUCUGGAUUAUUCAUAUUUUGGUCUAUAAUUUGUGGUGAGGAAAUAAUAUAAUCUGCAAUUCUGUG